Molecule: messenger RNA, 1607 nt
Organism: Pantherophis guttatus
Lineage: Eukaryota; Metazoa; Chordata; Lepidosauria; Squamata; Colubridae
Gene: MPHOSPH6
Product: M-phase phosphoprotein 6
Biological process (GO): maturation of 5.8S rRNA
Source: RefSeq, a predicted model, not a curated record
CCACCACAAAGUGGCGAUUUCACGACGAGGGACCGCGGCCCGGUGAGCGACAGAAACCCGUAAAAGGGUUUCUGUCUUCUGCGCUUUUGGGGGUGGGGGAGAUUUCAGCUUCGCCUCGCCAUGGCUCGGGACGUGAAAAGCAAACUAUCCAAGAAUCUCCUCCGCAUGAAGUUCAUGCAAAGGGGCUUGGAUUCAGAAACCAAAAAGCAACUUGAGGAAGAGGAGAAGAAAAUAAUCAGCGAAGAACAUUGGUUUCUGGAUCGGCCGGAACUGAAACAGAAAGAGAGCCUCGUCAUAGAGGAAAGAAGCUUCGCGAUGUGUGAAGACCUUCUGUAUGGCAGAAUGUCCUUCAAAGGGUUCAAUCCUGAAGUCGAGAAGUUAAUGGUCCAGAUGAACUCAAAGUACAAGACAGAAGACAUCGGGGAGGAAAAAAAUGUAAAGGAAACUGAUGUAUCGGAUGAGGAAAUGGCUAGAAGGUAUGAAACGUUAGUGGGAACCGUCGGGAAGAAAUUCCUGAAGAAAAGAGACCGCCACGUUUUGCAAGAUCCUACGGAGUUGGAGAGCAAUGAGAGGAGGCCCAUCAAAGUGAGAAAAGGAUUUUUGAAACCCCAGGAUUAAUGUCAGAUAUUGUGUGUGUGUACCCGCAAGGGACAGAAAGUUAGAGUGCCAUUUAUUUUUGUAAAUUGUUGACUCUCCUGGACAGAACUGGUCCUUCCCCCCCCACCACCAAAAAAUACCUAAUGGAUGUUAUACAUCCUCUCUUCCCCAUGCACAAAUUUUUGAGGAGCACUAAAACAGAUAUAAGUGGUUGUUGGUAAAUACUGUAUUUUUCGGAGUAUAAAAUGCACCUUUUUCCCCCCUAAAAGGGGGUGAAAAUUUAGGUGCUUCUUAUAUACCAAAUGUAGCCCCGCCCACCCACUGGCCCCCACCCUUUGGCCUCUGCCUCGCAGCAGUUACCCCCUUGCAAGCAAACAGCAAGAAAAAACAGCUUCAGCACAGCCUAAUUAGCACAAGUUGAUUGGAUCUGCCUCCCAACUCUCAGCUGAUUUGCUCUCAGCUGUUUUGCGCAGGGCUCUGCUGCUUGCUGCAAAGAGGUAAAUUGCUGGAGCAGAUUUUUGUUUCCUUGUGCUAAUCAAGCUAUGCUGAAAACAAAAAUGGAAGUAAAGCAGGCUGUUUGCUGUUUGCUGCAACGAGGCAAAAUUGCUCAGAGCCAGAGGGAGAUUUCUUUUUCUUCUUUUCCUCACCCAAAAAGGUAGGUGCGUCUUAUACGCUGAAAAAUACAGUAGUAGGGAAAUGGUUCCUUUUUUAAGAAACAGAAUUCAAGACUUGGUUUUAUCUGCUUCAUCUUGAAAAACGCCUUCCUAAGGGGCAGGCGUUUUUAAUUUCUGAAGAUGUUCUCCAGGUGCCUUAGCAUCAUUUCCGUUGAGGAAAACACGGAUUCACAAAAGAAGAAGAGGGUUAAAGUGGGGGGGGGGGGGGAUGCAUCUUUUUGCUGUAGCCUCUUUUUUUGUUGGGGGGGGCAACUCCUUUCUUUAUCGGUUCUUCUAUCUAAUGUAUCAGCCAAAUGGGCCUAUUAUCACUUGGAAAUAAAUAAUAAUUAAGUUGUC